AUGCAAGACCGUCUGAACGGGAAAACGACCUAUCCGACGAUCGUCUCGGAGAUUGGCUUCAAGAUUGUCGGCUGGCCGGCGGACGUCUCGUUCACGGACCUGAGCGCCAUCGGCGGUGGCGUCCGGACGCUCGACGAUCUCCUCGCGCGAUGGGAUUUGCCGGACGGGCACCCCCGCAAGCUGCGCUUCCAGCCGGCCUCGCGCGAAGACCGGGAGAAUGCCGAACGCAACCCGGACAGCGUCCACCCCACGCCCCACUAUCUGCCGAUGUUGAGGAGGAGGGCCGCUGCCGCCAAAAAGAGAUCUGCCGACACCGAAGUCACUUCCGUGGUAUACCAUCCAGAGGACAUGGGGUACGUCGGCCACGAGACGACAUCCACGGCACCGCCCAAGCCACAGGCCCCGGGCGAGAGGCAGCAGCGGGAGGACGUCACAAAGCGGCGGGCGCGGAAGUCCGACACGGAGACGAACGUGCGGCCAAGGCGGGAGAAGCCCGCAGUCUAG
Messenger RNA from Trametes versicolor FP-101664 SS1, 504 nucleotides. RefSeq lists its product as uncharacterized. The coding region runs from base 1 to 504 and encodes 167 amino acids. The record is from RefSeq and is a predicted model, not a curated record. The transcript has 3 exons. NCBI's taxonomy places the organism in Eukaryota, Fungi, Basidiomycota, Agaricomycetes, Polyporales, Polyporaceae.